Carassius gibelio (silver crucian carp) is the source of this 6282-nucleotide messenger RNA. RefSeq lists its product as uncharacterized. Gene Ontology annotation, molecular function: RNA endonuclease activity; protein serine/threonine kinase activity; ATP binding. Lineage: Eukaryota; Metazoa; Chordata; Actinopteri; Cypriniformes; Cyprinidae. Gene Ontology annotation, biological process: protein phosphorylation; intrinsic apoptotic signaling pathway in response to endoplasmic reticulum stress; mRNA processing. Bases 3059 to 5749 code for a protein of 896 amino acids. The transcript has 7 exons. The record is from RefSeq and is a predicted model, not a curated record. Gene Ontology annotation, cellular component: IRE1-TRAF2-ASK1 complex.
AGACCUUUGUUCAUAUUUUUUAUGAAAUCUGAGAGCCCUUAGACCCUGCGCAGCUUACACGUUGGCACUAUCCAAGCCUUUUGUUAAUAAAAAAUAAAUAAAUAAAAAUAAACUUAUUAUUCUGUCCUUCAAUACAGGGAAGCAAAAGUGCAAACUUUUAAACCAUCAAUUGCCUAUUUAUUAAGGAAGUGACUUGAUCUUACUCAUUACUUCUACAAAGUGAUAAACUGAUUGUGGACACACACACACACACGUUUGUUUUUGUGAAAAGUGGGUUCAUCCCAUACGCGUAAUGGUUUUUAUACUGUACAAACUGUAUAUUCUAUGGCCCUUCACCAACCCGACACCUAACUCUAACCCUCACAGGAAACUUUGUGCAUUUUUACUUUCUCAAAACAACUCAUUCUGUAUGAUUUAUACGUGUUUUGAAAAAUGGGGACAUGGGUUAUAUCUAGGGAUGGGUAUCGUUAAGGUAUUAACGGUAUUACUACUCUUACCGAUACUGAUUAACGGUCCGGUACUCUUAUCGAUACUUUGAAAUUGUGUUAGGCAGUUGAAAACUUUGCAUUUCUCUGUCUGCACAUAAUGCACUUUUGAAAGAUGCUUUGACAGAUUGCUUGUGUUUCCGCCCUUACAUGCAAAAAUGUUGUUGCACUUGUGACAACCAGCAUUGUCAGCAUCAACUCUAGUGAAGUAUAACCACACUUUGGAACGUUUUGCUGUCUCCGCCAUCGUCACUCUUUGUAUUAAGCAGGAGUUUUCGUACUGUAAGGGGCCGUUCACAUAUUGCGUCUAAAAACACGUGGAAAACUCUAGGCACGCCACUCUCUGAUUUAUUCCCCCAAAGCCUUCGGGUACUUGCGCUCCUGAGGAGUCUGCCAUUGCUAAGCAACCAUGACCUGCUCUCUCCACGAAGACGCAAAAAUUUUAGCAAUGGAUAAAUGGAUUUGCAGCACUAAAAACUGAGACAUAAAUAGCCAUUUCUAACAAUUUUUCUGAGAAUUGCGAAUUUAUAUCUCACAAUUCUGGCUUUAUAUCAAGAAAAUGUCAGCUUUAAAAUCAGAUUGUGAGAUGUACUGUAUAUAUACUAUAUAUAUGUGAUAUAUACAGUACAGACCAAAAGUUUGGAAACAUUACUAUUUUUAAUGUUUUAGAAAGAAGCUUGCAGUACUGCUACUAAAUUAAUAAAAAAAUCCACAUACAGCUAUCAGCUGUUUCUUCAUCUUGGCUGAGCUUUCAACGUUGUUAUGGAAAAAGUGAGGAAGCUACAUGACCAGCGGUGCGCUUACGGCAUUCGGAAAAGUUGAGAUGUUUUUAACUCGAUGCGGUGCGGGGACGCGCCUGGAUAAAAACCAGUUAAUCGCACCGCGUGCGCGUCGCUCCGCUUCCAUUAUGAGCGCGCAUACCGCACGCCUACAUUUGAAAUAACGAACUUGAGCGGGCAAACUACGUGAUAUGUGAACGGCCCCUGCGUGUGUGUGCGCCGCGCUCGUUCUUGGUGUGUGUGUGUGUGACUGACAGCCUCUGCGCCGCGCAUGAGAGAUCUCGCAGAUCUCACAGACAAACGUCUUAAUAAUAUUGCAAUUUAAGAUAAAAUGUGCACGAUAAAAUUAUAAAGCAAAUCUCUUCGCCAUCGUCACUCUUUAUUAAGCGGGAGUUUUCAUAUCUGUGCGGGCGCCGGGCUCGUUGUGGUGUGUGUUGUGUGUGUGUGUGUGUGUGACUGACAGCCUCCGCGGCGCGCAUGACAGACCUCGCAGAUCUCACAGACAAACGUCUUAAUAUGAUCGCACAUUAGAAAUGUUUGGUGAGAUAAAAUGUGCACGAUAACAUUAUUAAACAAAAUACAUAGUACAUAAAUUUUUUCCCCUCCAGUACCGAAAGCAGAACCGGUACUGUCAGAUCUUACUGAUACUACGGUCUUUCAUAAUUUAGCCCCGGGGCCAUUUUAAUACUGGGUUUCGGUACCCAUCCCUAGUUAUGUCCUCAUAAGUCCUCCUCUCCUUGUAAUCCCUGUGUCAAACCCAUGUCAUUAUAAAGCUUUGUGUCCUGAUAUGUCACAAAAACAAGAACACACAUAUGUGUGUGUAUGUGUGCGCGCGCACAGGAGUGCAGCAUAACUCAAGAUACGCUGUGCCAGAUCCAGCUUGUAUGUUUGCAAUAAGUGUGAGUCAGACAGCAAAAUGAGAUGGCAAAGAAUUGUUUUCUGCUACUUAUUUCACUUAACUCUUUUUAAUGUCAAGCAAUUAUCUGCUCUAUGCGUCAAACUAAAACUGAUCUUUUUUAACGUUUUGAUUUAAGUAGCCUAUUAUUAAUAUCAUUCAGAUAUCGAUAUUUCGAUAAUUCCGAUAUAUCGUGCAGCCCUACUCGUCAGUGCCUAUUUGUUCACAUCUGUUUCUUGAAAUCUUGCUCAUCGCCAUCACCCCAAGCAUCAAGCUUGUGCAGCGCCUCCGCAACCGCAGAAAUAGAACAGCAGGGGUUGAACGAACAUCUCUUCUUCCUCAGAAAGAGCGAGCCCAGAGUGCAACUUACUUAUUUUCAAACAAAGAUAUCACGGAUACAACAAUAGACAAAGGCAGCAAAGCGGUCCUCCUACCUGUUUCCUCGUGAGUCCAUGUAACAUGCAUCCAUACAUACUGGAAAACUCAUUGUGUCCGCCUCAGAGGAGUAAACUGCUCUAUGUAAAAAGAUGGCUUAGAACACAAUAAUCGCUUUCCGAUGGGCAACAGAUGAUUUGCUUCCUGAUGGAAUUAAAAUCUGAUGAAAUAGCACUCAGCACGCAUAUAUGAGCAGUGCUAAGCGCUAUUGCCCAAUAUAUUGGUGUAAUGGUAUAAGGGCUUCAGACAUUCGUCACACCGGAGGUCUUUCCAAAGCGAUGAUGUAAUCGCAGCAUUGAAGUGAACCUAUGAAUGGGAAACGUGGACUUGGCAACACUGAGUCUAUGGAGGUGACGUAUUUCCUGUUCGAGAGCUGCAGACACACUCGAGACGAGCCCUGGAAUUUGGAUUUACAAAUCCUUGGAAACUUUAGGAACAAUAUUUUAACGAAUAUUUGAAGAACAAUGGCAUCCCAGAAGCAAUUACCAGUUGCGGUGCCAGUUCCAGCAGUACCUAGAAAGACAGACCCCCUUAUACAAUGCAUCAUAGAAAACAAAUUAAAGAGGCUUUCCAAAUUAAUAAGAAGCAGAGAUAUUAAUGGACUGUACACUUCUGAGCUCUGGAAUGAUGAUGUUACUCCAUUAACUGCCGCAGUUUUGUGCAGAAAUGAAGAAAUCUGCUCUUAUCUGUAUAAAGAGUCGGCUGAUCCAAACAAACCCUCAACAAAUGGACUAACUCCUCUACAUUAUGCUGCAAUAACUGGAGUUCCACUGAGUAUUGUGACACAAAUACUUCAGGCAAAAGCUGACCCAAAUGGACAUGGAUUACAUGUCUUAACUCCACUGCAGUAUGCUGCCUUUAUUGACCGUGAAGACAUUGUGAAAACACUAAUAGAGGCUGGAGCAUCAGCUUCUAGUAAGUAUGGGACUAAUCCAGAGAUAGAUGUAAAAAUGCAGGGUAUGAUCAGUCAACUAUCCUUACAAAGUGAAUCUUUUCAAAAUGUUGAGCUAUUUUUCUCUUUAUCCUGUGCAAUACAUGAUAGAGAGCAGGCAGAAGUUUUCAAAAUCUUUAAGGAACAUUUCUUUGAAGAGGAUCCUUUCAUUCAUACAGUUCUGUUUGAGGUGUAUUUUGGUGUCAUUGGUCCAAGUGAAGAGCAGUAUCGUCAGAGCGCCAUCAAGUGGCUAAAAGAUAAAAGGAAGGCAGAAAUAUACACUGAGGGAGUGAUCAAACGCUUCCCAAAAAUCCCCCAGGAACACUGGCCACUUGCACUAAACGGUUUAUAUGCUGCUUUAUGUAUCAGCAAAAGAAUCUCUCCUCAGGUAUUCAGUGAUGUUGUGCCAGUUCUAACAAACAGUCUUCAGCACUUUGGAAAUGCACAAGGAGAAACAAUCAAUCAUCUGAUUCUAAAGAUACUCAAUGUCAUGAUGGAGAAGACAUCUGAGCAGAAACUGAGAUUAAAUCAUUCUGUCUACAAGAAGUUAUGCAAUUGUCUAGUGCCUCUCACAUGUCCUGAUUAUUCAAGUCUGAUUGGUAUGUGGACGUACAGUUUUUUCGCCAACAUAAAUGACAUCGCUCCUGAACUUGUUGCAUCGUGUGGAUUGUCUUCAGUCCCAGAGAGGAUACUUAAUACUGCAGCAAUAGAGAAUGAAGCUAUGAACAAAAAGCUACAAAAACUGAACAUAUCACUCAAACAUCCUUCAGGAACAGGAGAUGGUUUAUGUGAGGAGACUGCAGCUCUUUCAAAGAGCAGGAAAAAGAAAAAGAAGAAAAUCCAGCAAGAGGUGGGAUCACAAAAAAAUGAGCUGCAAGGUAAAGAGGAACCACAUCCAGAUGCUGUAGUGACAUCCAUUGAGGAAUCAAAUUCAAUUGUGCAGCCUGCUGAGAGUCCAAAUAUCUCAAGAAGGUGGCUUCAGACUAGCUGUCGUUGGGGGUCUAAGCUUGAGAAACUAGCUAACAUUGAUCCUAGCAGAACAUACAGACUGGGAAACCUUACUCUUGUGCUCAGUGAUGAAUUUCAGAUUGCUAAGGGAAGUGAUGGAACAGAAGUUUUCCUUGGUUUGAGGGAUGACGGCACUGAGGUGGCUGUGAAACGUAUGAUUAAGUCUAACUACCAAGCUCUCAGGAAUGAGGAGGAAUUUCUCCGACUUCCACAACUUGACAAUCCCUCUAUUGUAAGAUAUGUGGACUUUGCAGAGGAUGCACAUUUUGGAUACCUUGUUCUUCAGCUUUGUGAGUACACACUGGAGGAAUAUAUCCAAGAUCAUUUACCAGAUGAAAGCACUGAGAGAUCUUUGGUUCUGAAGAAACUGGUGAAGGAAGUUCUCUGCAGCUUACAGGUUUUACACGAUCAGAAAACCAAAGUGCUCCAUCGAGACAUUAAACCCCAGAAUGUCCUGAUUGACAUACAUGGAAAAGCCAGAUUGGCUGAUUUUGGCAUAAGUCGCCGACUGAAACAGAGUGAAACCACUUUACGAACAAGCAUUGCUGGAACUAGAUGCUGGAAGGCAAAGGAGACCAUAGAUGAGGAGGCCAACACUGGAUACAAGAGGAGCUCCGACAUUCAGGUUGCUGGGAUGUUAGUCUACUACAUUCUCUCUAGAGGACACCAUCCAUUUGGUAAAGGUGCUGCUUGUGAGUACAACAUUUUACGAGGAAGAUACUCUCUGGAUCAUGUGGAUGAUGAUGUAGCGAAGGAUCUUGUCGAGUGGAUGAUUAAUGAAGAUCCAAACAACAGACCAACUGUGGAGCAAACCCUCGCACACCCCUUCUUCUGGACUGAUGACAGGAGAGUUGAGUAUUUGAAAAAACUGGGGAACCAGAAAGAGGUCGAGAACUGUCGUAAUGUUGAUGAGGAGCUCCUUCAAAAUGUAGAAAAAAACACAGAGGGGAAAAGCUUUUCUGAAUGGAAAACUAAAUUGCCAUCUGAGCUUGUCCAGAAACUGGAUGGUAAGAAGAAAGCCUAUCCUGAGAACACACUGGGCCUGCUCCGUUUUAUACGCAACCUACACGAGCAUUAUUCAGAAGACGCAGAGAGCAUCAACCUGAUGGCUUCAUUCCCUGAUCUGUUUGGGAGUGUGUUCAAGUUUGCCAAGGAGGGAGGAUGGAACUCCAGACCGAGUCUGAAAAAGUUUUUCAGCUCAGCUCCACAGAUCUGACUGUUGUCAAUUCUGGUUUCAGUAUGUACAGUGCCUUGUGAAAGUCCUGUAGGAGAAAAAAAUAAUAAUUCCGUGCCAACGGUUUUGCAGUCCGUCCCCUCAGUUUAUAAACCGGACUCAAAAAUUCUUAAACUGUUCCCUCGGUUUAACAAAUUUUGCCCACGGAUUAUUAAACUGUACCCAUGAAUUUCCAAUCUGUGCACUCAGAUUUUGUAAACCGUAUAUUAGGUUUUUGAAUCCGUACCCAUGAAUUCAUAAUCCAUGCGCAUGCUUUCGCAAUCCAUUCCCUUAGAUUUGUAAACUGUAUUCACGGAUUCAUGCAGCAAGCUCUAAAGUGGCCUAUAUGUGUUAACACAGUUUUAUUGAAUAUUGUGGAAUUGGCUUACAGCAAAGUGUCUUAAGUGAUUAUCAAUUUUACUACAAGGUGGAAUACAAAGAUUUAAUAAGAAAGAUGUGCAUCAAAAUCUUGUUUAAUUUGUGAUAAUUUUAGCACUUGAUUAUUAUUGUAUAAUAAACCUGGCAUUGUGACUGUC